This is a messenger RNA of Lachancea fermentati, 1206 nucleotides long. The record is from the annotation of a GenBank genome assembly. NCBI's taxonomy places the organism in Eukaryota, Fungi, Ascomycota, Saccharomycetes, Saccharomycetales, Saccharomycetaceae.
AUGUCCAUUAACAUCUGCAGAGACAAUCAUGAUCCAUUUUACCGUUACAAAAUGCCUCCCAUCCAGGCCAAGGUUGAAGGUAGAGGUAACGGUAUUAAGACAGCUGUUUUGAAUGUCGCUGACAUUGCGCGUGCGCUUAACAGACCUGCUCCUUACAUUGUGAAGUAUUUCGGUUUCGAGUUGGGUGCCCAAACAAGCAUUUCUGUAGACAAGGAUCGUUAUCUUGUUAAUGGUUCUCACGAACCUGCAAAGCUACAAGACGUCCUAGAUGGCUUCAUCAAUAAAUUUGUGCUGUGUGGCAGCUGCAAAAACCCUGAAACAGAGAUUAUCAUAACCAAGAGCGGCGACCUCGUCAGAGACUGUAAAGCAUGUGGUAAGAGAACUCCAAUGGACUUGAGACACAAGUUGUCUUCUUUCAUUCUAAAAAAUCCUCCUGAAUCGAUGGAAAGCUCCAAGAAGAAGAAGAAGGCUGCCACCGCUUCUGCAAACAUCCGUGGUGGUGGUGUGUCCAUUAGUGAUAUUGCACAAGGUAAAUCUCAAUCUUCAGCUCAGGCUAGCGCAGAUGCUGAUGGCGAUUCGGAUGAUGAUGAAUUGGCUCGUCAAAUUCAUGCCGCAGCCUCCAAGCUAGAACAAAUUGAGGUUGACAACGACGACUGGGCUGUCGAUAUGUCUGAGGAAGCUAUUAGGGCACGUGCUAAAGAGUUGAGAGCUGCCAACGGUGGCGAAGACGACGAGAUGUCUAAACUGGAAGAAUAUGGUGAAUGGAUAAUAGGUGAAGAAGAGACGCCAUCUGAUGUUGAACUGUAUAAAAAGGCUGCUGAGAUGGACUUGUUGCAAGAAUCAAAGAUUGCCUGUGUAUUGGCUCAGGUUCUAUUCGACGAAGACAUUGUUGAGGAAAUACCAGAACAUGCCGCAUUCUUUAAAAAGCUAUUCGUUUCAGAAGACUUUGAGAAGAACUUUUUAGGUGGUAUCGAAAGAUUCUUAGGUUUGGAACACCCUGACUUGAUUCCAACUUUGCCCAAAAUUUUGGUUCAACUUUACAACAGUGACAUAAUCUCCGAAGAGGAGAUCGUGAGGUUCGGUACUAAAUGCUCCAAGAAGUUUGUCCCUAAAGACGUUUCCAAGAAAGUCCGUAGGGCGGCCAAACCAUUCAUCACUUGGUUGCAAACAGCUGAGUCUGAAGAUGAGGACGAAGAUGAAGAAUGA